Hypoxylon fragiforme is the source of this 1776-nucleotide messenger RNA. Its product is annotated as protein serine/threonine phosphatase 2C. The record is from RefSeq and is a predicted model, not a curated record. Gene Ontology annotation, biological process: protein dephosphorylation. Lineage: Eukaryota; Fungi; Ascomycota; Sordariomycetes; Xylariales; Hypoxylaceae. The coding region runs from base 237 to 1775 and encodes 512 amino acids. Gene Ontology annotation, molecular function: protein serine/threonine phosphatase activity. The transcript has a single exon.
GAGCAAGGCUCCACUACCGUAUAGCUACAUACACUAUAUAUAUUCCUAGGGCCUAGGAAGAUAUUCAGGCACCUUAGCGGUCCGCCUCACGAUCCAAGGACAGCUACAUACAUACAACUAACCACAUAAUCUUGACAACGACAACCCAAAUUAGUUAAUAAAAGCACAGAAAGAAAGAAAGAAAACCCGGUAGAAAUUAAAUAACUUCAAAUCCUAUCCAUGAACAGCCUUCAGCCAUGUUGUCUCGCCAAUUACUCCGCCAUAGACCUCGUCUCACUACGCUGACACCUCUGUCUCGUCCCGCCCAGAGACCAAUGGCGCGUUUCUCAAGCACAGAGACAACCGGAAAACCCUUCUUAACCCGAAAUGCUGCUGUUGCUUUCGCCGCAGGGUUAGCCUCCGCAACGCUCGUGUAUUGGUUUACCACCUCCUCUUCCAGCCAGCCUACCUCGGGCAGCCCCGCCAAAUCGUUCAGUGAUAUCCUGGAAGACAACAAGGCUCGUCGUGUCCCGGAUCUCAACAAGCUAGGCCUCUCAGACAAGAUCGCCUACAGCCCUCCACUAUCCUUGGAAGACGUUACCCAACAUCUGAACGAACAUGCAUUCUCCCUACCCGGGGGAGGGGCAGCAGCAGGACUCGUCACGAGAUACGACGGCACGCAGGUCGCCUCCAACAGCCCCUGCGAGGACGCCUUCAUCCACGGCACCUUCACCAACCCCUUCGAUCCCAAAGGAGACGAGUGGUCCGCCUGGGCCGUGUUCGACGGGCACUGCGGCUGGCAGCUAUCGAACCUCCUAACGAAGCAGCUGAUGCCGUACGUCCGCCGCGCCCUAGGCGACGUCAAGCCGAAAGACGGAAGCAGCCAGGUCGACGAGCAGACCCUGCAGCAAGCCCUCAAGUCCGCCUUCACGACGCUCGACGACGCCCUCGUCAAGUCCGCCCUCGCCACCAUCGAGAGCAGCCUGCCCUUCGCGGAGAAGGUGCGCCGGCUCGAGGCCGCGUACGCCGGCUCGUGCGCCCUGCUGACCCUCUUCGACCCAGCCAGCCGCAAGCUGACCGUGGCGUCGACGGGCGACUGCCGCGCGGUGCUGGGGCGCAAGGCGGCCGACGGCCAGAAGUGGGAGGCCCGGGACCUCUCGACGGACUGCACGGGCGCGAGCCCGUCCGAGGCCGCGCGGAUCCAGGCGCAGUUCCCGGACGAGCCCGAGAUCGUGCGCGGCGGCCGCGUCUGGGGCAUGCAGCCGUCGCGCACCUUCGGCGACGGCAUGUGGAAGUGGUCGUCGAAGCUGAAGGAGAAGCUCCGCAACGAGUACAACGGGCUGAGCCUGCCCUCCGCCGUCCGCUACGGCGCCUACAAGGACGGGCCCUACCUCACCGCCGAGCCCCUCGUCACCACGACCGAGAUCCCGGAGUCCGAGCCUGCCUUUCUGAUCAUCGCCACCGACGGCCUCUGGGACACGAUGUCGAGCGCGCAGGCCGUCGACCUGGUGGGCAGGUGGCUCGAGUGGCAGGCCCAGGCGCGGCGGCAGCCAGUCAAGCCGUCGAGAUCCAGCCUCGGCGGCCCGACGAUCCUCGGACGCUCGCGCGCGUGCGGGUACGAGGAGCAGAAGACGACGGUGCAGGACGACAACGCGGCCGUGCACCUCGUGCGCAACGCGCUGGGCGGCGGGGACGAGGAGAUGGUCAGGGGCGCGCUGACGUUUCGGUACCCGAACUCGAGGGAUAUCAGGGAUGAUAUCACGGUGCAGGUUGUGUUCUUUAAUUCUGCCAAAUAAG